Hydra vulgaris (swiftwater hydra) is the source of this 2399-nucleotide messenger RNA. Lineage: Eukaryota; Metazoa; Cnidaria; Hydrozoa; Anthoathecata; Hydridae. The record is from RefSeq and is a predicted model, not a curated record.
AGACGCGAAAUUUUUCACGGCAACAAAAAGUUUUUUUUAUAUAAAGUUAAGUUUUACUUCAACCAAUAUUAAUUUUCUAAACCAUUAUUCCAGCAAAAAGAUUUAUUAAAGUAUUAUUAUGGAAACUGAAAAUCGAACGAAGCGUCGUCGCCUAAAUAAAAGUAUAUUGGAUUUUAUUAUGAAAUUUGAAGAUGAAAAAGAUGAAAUUAAUAAUAUUAGUACACCUGAUUUGAAUCCUGAACUUAAUGCUUUUUAUGUUGAGCCUGAAAUACCUUUUGUACCUUUGGUACCUUUUGAAGCCCUAAAUAAUGAUUUUAAAGAAUGCGGAGUAACCAGUUCAUCUUCAAGUUUUAGAUAUGAGAACUAUGAUUGUUAUAAUGCAUCACCAUUGUUGACAACAGAAACAUUAUCAGAGGAUUUGGCAGUGUGGUCAACGAAAAGCAAAAUUUCUCAAAGUCUUUUAAACGAACUUAUAAUGAUUCUUAGAAAAUAUGGUCAUUCAGAGUUGCCAAAUGAUGCAAGAACCCUUUUAAAACCCUUUAAAGUUGUUAAAGUACAUAAGAAGUGUGGUGGAACUUAUGCGUAUUUUACUAUUGCUGAUAGCUUAAAUUAUUUUAUGAAUACAAAAAAUGCUUUUCAAAGUACCGAAUUAUCUAUUACUAUUAAUGUUGAUGGACUACCUCUUUUUAAAUCUUCUAAUCUUCAACUAUGGCCAAUUCUUGGUCUAAUAGAGAACUAUAUUUUCAUUAUUGCACUUUUCUGUGGAGAUGCUAAACCAAACUGCUUAGAUGAUUUUCUUAAUGAUUUUAUUAAAGAAUUUUUAUUGUUAACUAAUGAAGGUUUUUAUUAUAAUAAUAACAAAUUUAAAGUUACACUAAAAGCAUUCAUAUGUGAUGCACCUUCUCGCUGUUUUCUUAAAUGUAUACAAGGUCAUACAGGAUAUUACUCAUGUGAACGAUGCCAAGUUAAAGGAUUAUACGAAGAACAUAGAGUUGUUUUUAUUGAUAACAAGCCAUCAACUCCGAGAUUAACUGAAGAGUUUAAUACUUUUGUGUACACUCAACAUCAAAAAUCUCUUACUCCUUUAGCUCAACUUGAAAUAUCUUGCAUUUCUGAUUUUGUUUUGGAUUAUAUGCACAUGGUUUGUCUUGGUGUAGUAAGACGCAUACUUACCUUUUUAAAGUCAGGUCCAAAACAUUGUAGACUUUCAAAUGCCCAAAUAAAGAAUAUAUCUGAUAAUCUGUUAAGCUUACGUGGCAUGAUGCCAUCUGAAUUUGCUCGACAACCACGUUCCCUUUUGGAGUUAGAUCGAUGGAAAGCUACAGAAUUUAGACAAUUUAUUUUAUACACUGGACCCUUAGUUUUAAAGGGUGUUGUUAGUAAAGAAAUUUACAAUCAUUUUCUAACAUUGCAUGUUGCAAUGGUGAUUCUCUUAAAUGAGGACAAUCGAUUUAGAAAGCAUUAUCUUACAUUCGCUAGAGAACUAUUAAAUUAUUUUGUUAUAAAUUCAAAAUAUUUAUAUACAAAAUCAUUCUGUGUUUACAAUGUUCACUCUUUACUUCAUAUUUGCGAUGAUGUUGUUAAAUUUGAUUGUUCACUAAAUAACAUUUCCUGUUUUCCCUUUGAAAAUUUUAUGCAGACAUUAAAAAAAGCAGUAAAAAAUUCAAAGAGUCCUGUUGUUCAAAUAGCCAAACAAUAUGAACGAAUACAAUCUUUAUUAAAUACAAAACCUCGAAAACUUAAAAUUUCAAUUUUAUCUCCCGAAUCUCAAGAAUCCAAAAAAAAGCUUCUGAAAACAGACGUACAAAAAACUGCGCUUGGACCAGAGAAGUUAGUUAAAAAUCAAUUUCCUAUGGAAGUUGGAAAAUACCAGCACAUGAUGUUCAAGAUGCUUUCAAAGGUUCUUGAAAAGCAAGAGCUUAUUUUAGCAUUAAACAAGCAACCACAAAGUAAUAUUGCAAUCAAGCAGUUAGAAACAAUUGCAGAGUUUGAGGACUUUAACAAAAGUUUAGUGGAUGAUUGUGUUAGACUUGAUUUGGUUAAACAACUCAGUUUUUUAUGUGCCGAAGAUUUUAAACAACUGACAAGAUUGGUCAUGAAUAGAUUAUUUACAAAUACCCUGUUGACACAGUUCAACUUAAAAGGUUCUGGCGGAAAGAUUGGUUUACAUUCAACCAAACUAUAUGAUGUAAUAGAAGAAGUAGUAAAAAGAAGGUUUGAAAAGGUUUCAAAUGCUGAAAUUAAAGAGCAAAUUGGACGUUUUUGUAAAAAUGCUCCUUCGCGGGAAAAAAAUAAAUAAAACGAAUUAUUCUUUUUUAUUUUUUCUGUAAAUUUUCAUAUAGAAAUCUUUUUUAUUUUGUGUAAAUUGUUAUAUAGAAAGAUAUUAAUUAACAAUCCAA